Phragmites australis (common reed) is the source of this 1364-nucleotide messenger RNA. Its product is annotated as acyl-[acyl-carrier-protein] desaturase 4, chloroplastic-like. The record is from RefSeq and is a predicted model, not a curated record. Gene Ontology annotation, biological process: fatty acid metabolic process. Bases 69 to 1364 code for a protein of 431 amino acids. Gene Ontology annotation, molecular function: stearoyl-[ACP] desaturase activity. NCBI's taxonomy places the organism in Eukaryota, Viridiplantae, Streptophyta, Magnoliopsida, Poales, Poaceae. The transcript has 3 exons. Gene Ontology annotation, cellular component: chloroplast stroma.
AUAUAUAUAUAUGCGCCAUUGCAUGCAUUUGCAGCAUCCUACACACUUUGUAAGCAAAAGCAGGAGCCAUGGCGACUCAAGGGCUUACUACGGUGGCAACGGUCAAGCUCUGCUCCCUCGACCGGAGAAACACGAGCUCAGCGAGAUUGGGAGGACUCAGGCUUCUCUACCCUGCAUACCCCAGUGUGCACGCCCUGCGUGCAUGUGCAUCCGGCUGCAGCAGCAUAGGCGGGGCAGGGAGAUGGACUGCUGCUACCACGGCUGCGUCGGCAUCGGUCGCGGCACCAGGCGGCAGAGGUGGGGUGGAGAUGGAGCGGCCGCCGGUGCCGCGGGAGCAGGUGGAGAUCAUCCGUUCGCUGAACGGGUGGGUGGCGGAGAACAUGCUCCCGCUGCUCAGUCCCGUGGAGUCCGCGUGGCAGCCGCACGACUACCUGCCGCGCUCCUCCGCGGAGCCCGGCAGUUCGGAGGCCGAGGCAUUUGACGCGUUCACGGAGGGAGUGGCGGAUCUGCGGGCAGGCGCGGCGUGCCUGCCUGACGACGUGCUCGUGUGUCUGGUGGGCAACAUGGUGACGGAGGAGGCGCUGCCCACGUACCAGAGCAUGGGCAACCGCACUGAGGGCUCCGGCGACGAGACGGGCUCCAGCACGCUCCCCUGGGCACGAUGGUUACGCGGCUGGACCGCCGAGGAGAACCGCCAUGGCGACCUCCUCAACCGCUACCUCUACCUCACCGGCCGCGUCGACAUGCGCCAGGUCGAGACCACCAUCCACCACCUCCUCCGCAACGGCAUGGAAAUGCUGGUUCCCAAGAGCCCAUACCACAGCUUGAUCUACGGCGCGUUCCAGGAGCGCGCCACCUUCAUCUCCCACAGCCACACGGCGAGGCUCGCGGGGCAGCACGGCGACCGGGCGCUCGCCAAGAUCUGCGGUGUCAUAACCGCCGACGAGAGGCGGCACGAGGCGGGGUACACCAAGGCGUGCGCCAAGCUGUUCUACUUGGACCCCGACGGCAUGAUGCGCGCGCUGGGCUACGUCAUGCGCGGGAAGGUGACCAUGCCGGGGCAGCUCAUGUCGGACGGCCGCGCCGACGUCGACACCCUGUUCGCGCGGUUCUCCGCUGUGGCGCAGCGCGUCGGCGUGUACACGGCCAGCGACUAUGGCGACCUCGUGGAGCACUUCGUGCACCGGUGGCGAGUUGCGGAGCUCACCGGGCUGUCCAGCGAGGGCCGCCGCGAGCAGGAGUACGUUUGCGGUCUGGCGCCCAAGAUCCGGAGGAUGGAGGAGCUGGCACACCGGAGGGCGGCCCGCAGCGAGCCCAGCCUUGUCCGGUUCAGUUGGAUCUUCGACAGGUCGGUGCUGGGCUGA